Adelges cooleyi (spruce gall adelgid) is the source of this 793-nucleotide messenger RNA. RefSeq lists its product as uncharacterized. The record is from RefSeq and is a predicted model, not a curated record. The transcript has 6 exons. NCBI's taxonomy places the organism in Eukaryota, Metazoa, Arthropoda, Insecta, Hemiptera, Adelgidae. The coding region runs from base 62 to 565 and encodes 167 amino acids.
AAAUAUCGUUGCUUUAACACGUUAGUGAAUUUUACUGGAAUACUAAACAAAAUAAAACGAGAUGUAUUUCAAAAUUUCUCUUCUCUUUUGCGCGUUAUACUUCUUUACGGCAGUACGGACUAUUGGACUAAGCGAGCAACAAAUCAACUUGUGCGUUCAAUUGUCUAUGAAGUACAAUAAAAUACCAACAACAGCUGUGGCCGAUAAUAAAACUAUGCCGGAAUUAUUAAUACAUUUGGCCAGUGUAGAAAAGGAAUCUGACGAUUGGGAGGAAAAAAGUUUGACUACUCUCGAAGUAAGAAUUUUCGUGGGAUUGUUUACCAUAAAAGACCAAAAGGGUGACCACGAUGGACUUCUUACUUAUGCCGAAUUAGUGAGCCUAAUUAACAACGAUUUAACCCUAGUACCUGACGUUAAGGAGAAUAUAAAAAAUGAAUUCAAUAAUGGCGAUUCAAUUAACGCACAAAAGUUCUUGGCGGCCAUAUUGAAGCAUAAACCAGAAGUAAGGAAACGGUUAGCCGUAAAACCAAAUCUUACACUCCCGUUUAUAUAUGCAAAAUGCUAAAUUUAUAAACAAACAAUAUUAUUUGCUUAGGGCAAAGGUUUGGACAAGAAACAGAUACAAAUAUGUUCUAGUUUGUAUACAUGUGGUUCUAAUCAUCUUCCUACUGAAAGCCUAAAAGACUUAUUAAAAACGUUACAUAUUGUUUCCAAUGACUAUAAUUCGCUUUUAGAGGUUGAGCACUUCCAAACCGCUGCUAAUGAGUUAAAAGAGCUCUUAGUCUUUUGGUCG